AUGACGGCGCAGCAGAGGAGGGAGAGCUAUGCGUGCGAUGUCACAUACGUCACCAACAGCGAGCUUGGCUUCGACUACCUCAGGGACAAUCUCGCCACUUCCAAGGCGGACCUGGUGGUGCCCUCUUUCAACUUCUGCAUCAUCGAUGAAGUCGACUCCAUUCUCAUCGACGAGGCCCGCACACUCACUCCCUUCCAUUCCCUCCCCCGCCGCUUGCCAUCCCUCACCUCACCUCCUCCACUCACAUCCAAGGUGGACCUAGUUGUACCCUCCUUCAACUUCUGCAUAAUCGAUGAAGUUGAUUCCAUUCUCAUAGACGAGGCCCGCACGCCGCUCAUCAUCUCAGGGCCGGCUGAGAAGCCCAGCGAGCGAUACCUUGUUGCUGCCAAGAUCGCAGCGGCUUUUGAACGAGACGUGCACUACACGACAUGCUACGAGGAAGCAGAGCUGGUUCUCAAACUGACCGACCUGUACGCCCCCAAGCAGCAGUGGGCGCCCUUCCUCCUCAACACAGUAGCUCCCCUUUCCUCUCUUCCUUCCCUGCCCACCCGCCUGCCUUCCCUGCGUGCAGAUCUCUACGACCCCAAGCAGCAGUGGGCCUCCUUCCUCCUCAACGUCAUCACACCCUCCUCUCCCUUCUUUCUCUCCUUUGCUCUCUUCUUGUCUGCCUCUUCAUCUUCCUUCCCACUGCCUGCCUGCUCUGUGGACGAGAAGCAGAAGGUGGUUCUCUUAACAGAGAUAGGGUAUGAAGAAGCAGAGCUGGUGCUCAAAGUGACCGACCUGUACGAUCCCAAGGAGCAGUGGGCCUCCUUCCUCCUCAACGCAAUCAAAGCCAAGGAGCUCUUUGCUAAGGACGUGCAGUACAUUGUGCGCGACGGAGCGGUGCUUAUAGUGGAUGAGUUUACAGGGAGGAUAAUGGAGGGGCGGCGGUGGAGCGAGGGCGUGCAUCAAGCAGUGGAGGCAAAGGAGGGCGUGGCGAUUCAGAACGAGACGGUCAGCCUGGCGUCUAUCAGCUAUCAGAACUUCUUCCUGCAGGUGGGUCUGUGUGGAGUGAGUGAGGGCGUGCACGAGGCAGUGGAGGCGAAGGAGGGAGUGGGGAUUCAGAACGAGACACUAUUUGGCGUGACCGGCUUGGCUGCCACAGAGGCAGCAACAAUCCGCCAGCCCUCCCCCCCUUCAUUUGUCCCUCCAGCCCAUCUCCCCUUGCUCUUUGUCCCUCCAACCCAUCUCCCCUUGCUCUUUGUCCCUCCAACCCAUCUUCCCUUGCUCUUUGUCCCUCCAACCCCCGUCUCUUCCCUUCCUUUCACCUUAUCUAUCUGCACUGGAGUACCCCCCAAACUGUGUGGCAUGAAUGACACGGCAGCCAUAGAGGCGGACAGGACAGGCACGGCAGCGACAGAGGCAGACGAGUUUGAGAGCAUCUACAAGCUGGCUGUGGCCGAGGUCCCCACCAACCGACCUCUUCAGCGGAAGGAUGAGCAAGACGUGGUGUAUCGCACGUCAGUGGGCAAGUGGAGGGCAGUGGUGGCGGAUGUGAAGGGGCGGCACGCAGAGGAGCAGCCAGACGAGCAAGACGUGGUGUAUCGCACAUCAGUGGGCAAGUGGAAGGCGGUUGUCGCAGAUGUGAAGGGGCGGCAUGCAGAGGGGCGGCCGGUGCUGGUGGGAACCACGUCGGUUGAGAUCAGUGAGGCGCUCUCGGCCAAACUAAAGGAGGCGAACGUCCCCCACCAGGUGCUGAACGCCAAGCCAGAGAACGUGGAGAGGGAAGCAGAGAUAGUCGCGCAGAGCGGGCGUGUGGGGGCAGUGACCAUAGCAACCAACAUGGCUGGGCGGGGAACUGACAUUCUUUUGGGCGGCAAUGCUGAAUUCAUGGCCCGGCUGAAGCUCAGGGAGGCGCUCAUGCCCAGUCUCUUCCCCUGUCCGCUCUCGCCUGACCUCAGUAAUGCCGUGAACGAGGCAGUGCAAGCAGCAGUGCAGGCGUGGGGCUCUGAAUCCGUGCUCUUCCAUUCCCUGCCCUCUUAUGCCCAUCCACUGCCCUCCUGCCCCCAUCCCCACCAGGUGCCGCCCAGUCUCUUCCCCUGUCCGCUCUCGCCUGACCUCACUAAUGCCGUGAACGAGGCAGUGCAAGCAGCAGUGCAGGCGUGGGGCUCUGAAUCCGUGCUCUUCCAUUCCCUGCCCUCUUAUGCCCAUCCACUGCCCUCCUGCCCCCAUCCCCACCAGGUGCCGCCCAGUCUCUUCCCAUGUCCGCUCUCGCCUGACUUCAGUCAUACUGUGAAUUUUGAGACGUCUCAAAACUCAACUGUUAUCACCCAACCCUUCUUUGUUCUCCAGGUGCCGGCCAGUCUCUUCCCCUGUCCGCUCUCGCCUGACCUCACUGAUGCCGUUAACGAGGCGGUGCAAGCAGCAGUGGAGGCGUGGGGGAGCAGUGCGCUCACCGCACUGGAGGCAGAGGACAGGCUGGCAUUCGCAUGUGAGAAGGUGAGAGGCGGUGUGAGGGUCCCACGUCUGACCCUGUGGGGCCCCACGUCCGACCCUGUGGUGAAGCAGCUGAGAGCAGCCUUUGAGGCGGGCCCCACGGCCGAUCCUGUGGUGAAGCAAUUAAGGGCAGCCUUCGAGGCAGUGGAGGGGGAGUAUCGGCGAUUCACAGAGGAGGAGAAGCGGAAAGUGAUUGCUGCUGGAGGCCUGCAUGUGAUCGGCACAGAGCGGCAUGAGUCACGACGUGUGGACAACCAGCGGCACGAGUCACGACACGUGGACAACCAGGUAGGUCGGUUGCAACCUGUGUAUGAGCACUGGAUUUUCUAA
Closterium sp. Naga37s-1 is the source of this 2805-nucleotide messenger RNA. The record is from the annotation of a GenBank genome assembly. NCBI's taxonomy places the organism in Eukaryota, Viridiplantae, Streptophyta, Zygnematophyceae, Desmidiales, Closteriaceae.